AUGGGAGUUAGUGGUGUAGUGUUGAGCGUGCUAGCGCUAGCUGGCCUAGGCUGUGCUACGAUUGGUGACAAUUCUCUCGAUCCCGGGGAGCGGGUGGUGCUUGUGGCACCAGUUUUAGCACCCCCAAAGGACUCAAAGACGCACGCUAAUGAUCGAGCGAGACAGUUUCCGAUUUUAGUGCUCCUCGCUCCUCAGAAUCCAUCAGCGAAUGUGCGUGAACCCUCUGCAAAGUCAUUGGGAAUCAACCCUCAACCAAUUUAUGUACAGAAACUAGAAGACCAAGAUAAUUAUAAACCAGUACACCAAAACAGACAGAAGAGGCAUCUUUUAAAGCAUGCCCUCUUCGGUCUAGGCGGUGGCGGGUUUUCACUUGGUGGAGGCUUUGGUUAUGGAGGUGGAUAUGGAGGCGGGUAUGAAGGUGGACAUCAUGACCGAUCUAAGACAAUCUACAUAGUGAAAGAGUAUGGACAUGGUUAUGGUGGUAAUUACGGUGGUAAUUACGGUGGCAACGGCGGCCAUUACGGUAGCUACGGAAACGGAGGAUACGGCUCCGGGAAUGGCGGUGGUUACGGCGGAGGAUAUGGCGGCGGCUUCGGGGGUGGCUAUGGAGGAGGCGGCGGCGGUGGUGGCGGCGGUGGCGGCGGCGGUGGUGGUGGAGGAGGUUAUGGAGGUGGUUAUGGCGGUAACAACGGUGGCUAUGGAGGCCAUGGCGGCUACGGCUCGCCUGGACAAUCUGGCAGUGGCUGCGGCGGCGGUUGUGGCGGCAACUAUGGGCACAAUGGCGGCGGUGCUACGGCAUCAGCGACGGCCACCGCAACGGCGCAUGCUUACUCGGAUGGGUACGGCAAACGCAAGCGCUAA
Molecule: messenger RNA, 861 nt
Organism: Parnassius apollo (apollo)
Lineage: Eukaryota; Metazoa; Arthropoda; Insecta; Lepidoptera; Papilionidae
Source: the annotation of a GenBank genome assembly